Messenger RNA from Rhodotorula graminis WP1, 1089 nucleotides. RefSeq lists its product as uncharacterized. The record is from RefSeq and is a predicted model, not a curated record. Gene Ontology annotation, molecular function: aldose reductase (NADPH) activity. Gene Ontology annotation, cellular component: cytosol. Lineage: Eukaryota; Fungi; Basidiomycota; Microbotryomycetes; Sporidiobolales; Sporidiobolaceae. The transcript has 8 exons. The coding region runs from base 37 to 1017 and encodes 326 amino acids.
UCGUCGACUACGCCAGCACCUCCCGCGCACUCGACCAUGCCCGCCACUUCGACCUUCACCCUCAACACGGGCGCACAGCUCGCCUCCGUCGGCCUCGGCUGCUGGAUGGGCAAGCCUGCCGGUGCAGGCACGCCCGAGAACGACGAGACGCUCGCCAUGGUCAAGAACGCGCUCGAGGCCGGCUACACCCACUUUGACACGGCGGCGGGCUACGGCAACGAGGAAGCCGUCGGCAAGGCGCUGCGCGACAGCGGCAAGCCGCGCUCGUCCUUCUUCGUCACGACCAAGGUCAUCGAUCACGCCGACGUCGCCCGCGAGCUCGACAAGUCGCUCGCCAAGCUCGACAUCGACUACAUCGACCUGUUCCUCAUGCACUGGCCGCUCUCGAUGGACUUCUCGACGGGCAAGAUGACGGCGUUCGGCGAGUCGCCGACCUUCAGCGAGACGUGGGCUCAGAUGGAGAAGCUCCUCGAGACGCACGCCGGCAAGGUCAAGCAGAUCGGCGUGUCCAACUUUUCCGUCAAGAACCUCGAGAUCCUCCUCAAGACGGCCAAGGUCGUGCCCGCCGUCAACCAGGUUGAGGCGCACCCUUACUGCCCGCAAGAGCCCCUGCGCGAGUACUGCGCCGCCAAGGGUAUCCACCUCACCGCCUACUGCCCCGUCGGCCAGUACGACUCGCCGAUCCUGCGCGAGCCGCUCAUCAAGGACCUCGCGGCCAAGUACGGCAAGCCCGGGGGCACGAUCCUCCUCUCGUGGGGCGUCCAGCGCGGGUUCAGCGUCGUGCCCAAGAGCUCGAACCCGCAGCGGCUUCGAGCCAACCGCGACCUCGUCGAGCUCUCGGCCUCGGACCUCGCCGCCAUCUCGUCGCUCCACCUCGAGCCGCACAAGCAUCGCUCGCUGUGCGACUUUGGGCCGGGCCUCGCCGAGCCGGGCAAGGUGUGGGGCUGGCGCAUCAGGGAGGACCUCGGGUGGGAGUACGACGUGCCGAGUCGGGAGGGGGCGGCGUUCCGGCUGUAGCUGCUCGUCUUCUCUCUCUUUCUCUCGGACUCGGCCAACGAGCGAUGCAGUGCGAUACCCUUCUUCAUUGCC